UGUAACUAAAAGAGAAAAAUAACCACCUCAGCAGUGUAUUAUUACCAUCAUUUACUUUCCUCUGAGUUUCCAUUUCUGCAACUUCUCUCUCUCAUUGUUCCUCACGCUCAAAUCUAGCCGUCACCGGCGAUGAAGAAGCUUCCUCAGCAGCUCCCCUCCAGAAAAUCCUCUAGAUUCUCUUCUUCUCCCGCUGCUGCUGCUGCUUCUUCAACCCGUACCCGCAACAAACCGGAGCCCCGACCCGACGAUGCAUGGGCCCUCUCAUUGCCCCUACGAGAUAAUUCACUCCGCAGAUCGACCAGAUUUGCAUCCAAAACUCCCCCUCCCCAAUCAAGAACAUCGCCGACAUUUCCCCCCUCUUCAUCGGCGCCGGCGUUGACUUUGACUGACGGCGAGAAUGUGGUUUUGAGCGAGAGGUGCUUGAGAUCGAGAACUGUCUUGAUGAAGAGAGUUGUGAGUGAGAGGAGAGGGAGAGGGAGAGGGAGAGGUAAGGCAGCUGCUGAAAUUGAGAUGUUGGCAUUGACUCCAGUUUCAAGAAAUGCGGAACAGAGUGUUGAGUUGUUGAGUAAGGAGAGAUGCAGUUCAGAGGGGGUGAUCAGUGAGAAGCGGCUGAGGUCUAGAAUUGUUCAAUUUAAAGGGAUUGUGGCUGAGGAUGCUGCUAGGAAGCGUGAUCGGAAUGGAAGCGUGGUGAGGUCUAGGAGUAUUCAAUUGAAACAGAAUGUGGCUGAGGAUGCUCUUGGAAAAGCUGAUCAAAAGGGAGGAGGAGGGAACGAAGAGAGCUCGGUGAGGUCGGGGAAGAAGAAGAGGAAUGAGAAGGGUGUUUUAUGCUGUUUUGUAGGGGAGCCGAUUCCGGAGGAAGACGCUUGGAGAAGGUGGCAAUGGAGAUAUGAUUUAAAGAGCAGAGGAAAGGGCAAAAACUGGAAAAUAAACACUGAUGAUGAUAAUGAUGAAAUUAUACUGAAUGUGGAAAGCCAUUACGCUCAAGCCAAAGUAGGGAACUCUGUCUUGAACAUUGGAGAUUGUGUUUUUGUUAAGGGCGAAGGAAGCAAGAAACACAUAGGGAGGAUCUUGGAAUUCUUCAAAACGACGGCGGGAGAAGACUACUUCAGGGUUCAGUGGUUCUUCAGGGCUGAGGAUACGGUUUUGAAAAACGCUGCUUCAUCGCAUGACAAAAGGCGCAUAUUCUACUCCACCUUAAUGAACGACAACGUAUUAGAUUGCAUCAUCUCAAAAGUUAAUAUAGUAAAAGUACCUUCUAUGCAGUGCUUAAAAAGAAACCCUGUGCCGUCAGCUGCAUUUUAUUAUGACAUGGAGUACUCUGUGAAUUAUUCAACAUUUCGGUCAUUAGUUACAGAAACUUCCACGGGGACUGAGCCAUUCUUGUCGAACUCAAAGCCUCCCGAAGAAGAACCAGUUACUCUGACACCCUUGGCGCUUUUACCCGAGUACGAGUCUCCUGAGCAAGAAUUAGCGCUACUGGACUUGUACGCUGGAUGUGGUGGAAUGUCCACUGGAUUAUGUCUUGGUGCAAAACUUUCGAGUGUAAAUGUCAAGACGAGAUGGGCUGUUGAUUAUAACAGUGCUGCAUGUGAGAGUUUGAAACUGAACCAUCCAGAAACAAAUGUCAGAAAUGAAGCUGCUGAGGACUUCCUAGAACUACUAAAGCAAUGGGAGAGUUUAUGCAAGAUGUAUGUCUGUGAUAUAGAAAGAGCACUAAAAUGCGAGAUAGAGGAACUUCCAGAAGCCAAAGAAGCCUGUUUGUCUUCAUCGGAUACAGAGGAAUCUAGUGAUGAGUACGAGGUCUCUCAUCUGGUUGACAUUUGCUACGGUGAUCCUAACGAAAGUGGAAAAUGCGGGCUACUCUUCAAGGUACGUUGGAAGGGGUACGGCCCAGAUGACGAUACAUGGGAAGCAGCCGAAGGAUUGAGCAAUUGCCACGAGCGGAUAGAAGACUUUGUUCGAAGAGGCUUCAAGUCUAAAAUCCUACCACUUCCUGGCGAUGUCGGUGUAAUCUGUGGAGGGCCGCCGUGCCAGGGUGUAAGCGGCUACAAUCGCCACCGAAACUACAAAUCUCCGUUGGAAGACGAGAAAAACCGCCAGAUUGUGGUUUUCAUGGACAUAGUGGAGUUCUUGAAACCCAAGUAUUGCCUGAUGGAAAACGUCGUCGACAUCAUAAGGUUCGACAAAGGCUCUCUCGGUCGAUACGCUCUAAGCCGUCUCGUGCUCAUGAAAUACCAAGCGAGGCUCGGCACCAUCGCCUCGGGGUGCUACGGCCUCCCGCAGUUCCGUCUGCGCGUCUUCAUCUGGGGGGCCCACCCGAGCCAGGUGCUGCCGCAGUUCCCGCUCCCCACGCACGAUGUCGUGGCCAGGUACUGGGCCCCCAUCGAGUUCGAGAGGAACAUCGUGGCGUACGACGAGGGCCAACCGCACGCGUUGCGGCCCGCCAUCGUCCUCGGGGACGCCAUCUCCGACCUCCCGCCCGUCACGAACGACGAAUCCCGGGAGGAGAUGGCGUACGAGAAACCCCCGGAGUCGGAGUUCCAGAAACGCAUACGGAUGAGCAAAGACGAGACGACGACCGGGAAGAUAUCGGCCGGAUCGCAUGGCAUCCUCUACGACCACCGGCCGAUGAAGCUGGAUUGCUCCGACUACAUGCGCGUGUGCCAAGUCCCGCACCGGAAGGGAGCCAACUUCAGGGACCUGGCCGGAGUGGUGGUCGGAGAGGACAAGGUGGUGCGUCGUGAUCCAACACGAGAGCCGGUGGUGCUGCCAACAGGAAAGCUGCUCGUCCCGGACUGCGUGUUGACGUACGAGCUAGGGAAGUCGAAGAGGCCGUAUGGGAGAUUAUGGUGGGACGAGACAGUGUCGACGGUGGUGACGUUUCCUCAUAUCCGGGCGCAGUCGAUACUGCACCCGGAUCAAGAUAGACGGCUAACGAUACGUGAAUGCGCGAGGCUGCAAGGGUUCCCAGACUACUAUAGAUUUUGUGGCACCGUUAAAGAGCGGUAUUGCCAGAUAGGGAACGCAGUCUCCAUGCCGGUGUCGAGGGCGUUAGGGUACGCGCUAGGGGUAGCGCACCGGAAGGUUGCCGGAGACGAGCCGCUGAUGACGCUGCCGCCGGAUUUCUCCUCCAUGUUGCCUUCUUCUACUUGAGCUUGCUAGGUUGUGGGAUUGAUAAAUGUACCAUUUUUCCCUAUGUCACAUUUUUAUUACUGAUGAUAAACAUGCUGCAUGUUGGGUGUGACAUUGUAUUAUUAAUAGGUCGUACUCAUGAUUUAUAUCACUAAUUUAAAUUCUUAA
Salvia splendens (bonfire salvia) is the source of this 3300-nucleotide messenger RNA. Its product is annotated as DNA (cytosine-5)-methyltransferase CMT2. The transcript is spliced from 12 exons. Gene Ontology annotation, biological process: negative regulation of gene expression via chromosomal CpG island methylation. Gene Ontology annotation, cellular component: nucleus. NCBI's taxonomy places the organism in Eukaryota, Viridiplantae, Streptophyta, Magnoliopsida, Lamiales, Lamiaceae. Bases 130 to 3153 code for a protein of 1007 amino acids. Gene Ontology annotation, molecular function: chromatin binding; DNA binding; DNA (cytosine-5-)-methyltransferase activity. The record is from RefSeq and is a predicted model, not a curated record.